This is a messenger RNA of Micropterus salmoides (largemouth bass), 4302 nucleotides long. RefSeq names its product immunoglobulin superfamily member 11 (gene igsf11). NCBI's taxonomy places the organism in Eukaryota, Metazoa, Chordata, Actinopteri, Centrarchiformes, Centrarchidae. Gene Ontology annotation, molecular function: ionotropic glutamate receptor binding. The transcript is spliced from 8 exons. The record is from RefSeq and is a predicted model, not a curated record. Gene Ontology annotation, cellular component: cell-cell junction. Gene Ontology annotation, biological process: homophilic cell-cell adhesion. Bases 511 to 1956 code for a protein of 481 amino acids.
CGCUCAGCUGCAGCAUAACAGACAGAAACCAUGGAGCGCAACAAGACGCGUUGGAGAGACUUACCAAGCGGACGCGGAAAGUGCCAGUUUCUGAUCAGUUUGUAAGUCACUUUCAGCGACAGUGGGUAGGUUUUCCUUCACCAGCAGUUGGACAUUGAGUUUUUCCCUCGCGUGCGUAAAUUGUCUGGAGAGGUGUAGAAAAGAAAAUAGUCUUGGAGUGACCGGUAUAGCUGCCAACGGCAAGGAGGAGUAGAAAGCGCCCGCAGGAGAGACGACUGCCCUUUGGAUAGAAAUGCUGUUCUUUCCCCCGCAUAUUUGAACAUUUCACUUUUUUUCUGUUUGGAAAUGCCGCUGGUGUGCGCUGCGUAAAACCCCGAACUGCUUUCAUGUCUCAUGCCAUUACAAGGAACAGUUACUUUUAUUCAAGGAAACUGUGAGCUGAGCUGAGAUUUCAUAAAGAAGGAGGCACUGGGCUAAAGCUGAGAACCAGUCACUGAACAGUCACGAACCAUGGUGAAGUUUCAUAACUCGGACCUAUGGAUAGCCUGGAUGGUCAUCUUCUGCAUGGAGGGUUCAAGGUUUGAUCUACACACAGGGAAAGUGUCUGUGCGGGCGCUGGAUGUGACAGUGUCCCAGAGCAGUAUCCAGGUGGCCCGUGGCCAAGCAGCCAUCCUGCCCUGCUCCUUCACCACCAGCGCUGCCCUCAACAACCUCAACAUCAUCUGGAUGGUGAUACCACUGUCCAAUGCCAACCAGCCAGAACAGGUGAUAAUAUACCAGGGCGGCCAGGUGUUCAGCCUCGCCAACCACCUCAAUGGUCGUGUGGGCUUCGUGGCCACCAUGCCAAGUACAAGUGCCUCCAUCUUCAUCAACAACACCCAGCUGGCCGACACGGGGACCUACCAGUGCCUGGUCAACAACCUCCCAGACAGAGGGGGGCGCAACAUUGGUGUCAUUGGUCUCACUGUGUUGGUGCCCCCCUCGGUGCCAGCAUGUCGAAUCCAGGGCACGCUGGAUGUAGGCAGUGACAUCAUGCUGAUCUGCAGCUCAGAGGAAGGUAUUCCCACGCCGUCCUACUCCUGGGAGAAGCUGGACGUGCUGCCCAAGCUGCCGCACAACGCCAUGCAAGACCAGAUGCAGGGCACGGUAACACUGAGAAACAUAAGCACCAGCACCUCAGGACUUUACCAGUGUACCUCCAGCAAUGCAAUUGGCAAGAGCACCUGUCUGCUCAACCUGCAGGUCGUAGCACCCCAGCCUCAGAGUGUGGGUCUGAUAGCAGGGACCAUCGCUACGGGAGUCCUAGCUGUCAUCAUCUGUUCCCUGUUAGUGGUGGUCACACUCUUCUACUGGAAGAACAAAAACAAAUACGACGAGGAGGAGAUCCCCAAUGAGAUCAGAGAAGAUGACCUUCCUCCCAAGAGGUCGUCAUCAGUGAAGGCUUUCCAUGCAGACGCCUCAUCCUCAGAGAAUGACACGCUGACGUCUACCAACACCUACAACAGCCGCUACUGGCACAACCCCAAACCCAAUUAUGACACCAACUCCUAUACACGCUACAACGGAGACACUCGGCAGACCUUCUCCACUGCUGCUCAUGGUGCACAUGGACACGGACAGGCCCAGAACGCAGGACACAGCCAUAGUACAGUGGUCACAGCACCAGGCUCAGCCCCACUGUCCCGCCACGCGCAGCCUACAACGGCAACGACAACAUCAUUUGCAAAUGGCAGCCACACGCUCCCGCCACCCAAGACUCUGGUGGUCACCACAAACUCUGCCCCUUCCCCUCCCACCAUGGUGCGCAGCAACGGCUCUGUGAGCCUCAAACCGGUGGUGACGUCCACACAUGGGCAGCACACGCACUCCUACGCCGUGAGCCAGGCCACGCUGGAGCGGAUGGGGGCAGUGCCUGUCAUGGUGCCUGCCCAGAGCAGAGCAGGCUCGCUGGUCUGAAAUCUGAUUUGGUAAAAACAAGACUUAAUGAUUGGUUGUGAUGUUUGAAAGCCACUGAUGAUAUGGGCUGAAGCAGCCCGCUGCCCUUUACAACUGUGUCUUUCUGUAUGUCUCGACUUCUUUAUCUCAAAACAAACAAAGGAUUUUACAGCGCGGAGUUCAUUUAAUGCCAAUUCCUUGAUGGACAGGACCCUCCAUUUUGUAGACGAGCACUACGUGGAAUCUAAUCAUCCCGUUUUGGGUGGAUUUUCCUGGCGGGUGUGGUGGGAACUAUUUUUUAACCACUUGGAUGAUUUCACAAAGCUGGAGUGACAUUUCCUGCACAACAUGGAUUCCCACAUCUUUUUCAGGGCUGGAUCAUUGUGACGAUUGUGGUUUUUCGGACUCAAAGCAACACAAGGCAUUUUCAUCUCAGUGUGCCCAUGCUGCAUGGUCAGACAGAAGCGAGCUCGGAUUCCCACAUAAAUGCAUGUGUCCCUUGUUUUAGGAUAACAAAUUAAGUCCACAUUAUUUCUAAUAAUUUCUUCUCACAGUUGUAGUUUUGACUGACAGGAAUGCUAGUGAUGAUGAGGGUUAUGCAUUAAAAAAAAGUGAAUGUUCAGACGUCUACUGGGAGUAACCUAAAGGAUGAAAGUAUAAGAAUGAAAUUAUGUCGGGUGAAAUGGCCUUAGAUGCAUUGACAGAGGGUUUAAUUUACUUCAUUGAAUGCAAAUAUUUUGAUUACGUUUUGCACUUUUCAGAGCAAUGUCUUAUGAACAAUAACUCAACAAUAACUUACUAAUGAUAUGCUUUACUCAUACCACAUUAACUGAAACGUUCCUGCACAUACAAAACACUGGUGAUAUUUGAAGAUAGCACAAGUGCUGGAUUUUCAGAGAAAAAACUGCACAGCACUUUUCACAGCAGAAAGCUACUGCCCCCUGAUUUAAACUUGAACCUGCAGAUGGAUAUUGUCAUAGUCUCCGCUGUGUUCAUCCGUGCUGUCGUCCUAAUCUGGUUCAUGUCACAUCAGUGCUGCUUUGAGAAGAUGUGGCUAGGAGGAUGUCUUAUUUCGUAAAUGCUUUAUAAAGAGAAAAUAUAUAUUUAAAGGUGACUUUUUUUCCCAUUGACAAAGGCUAACACCUACUGUUUUCUACUGUACAUAUUGUAACUACAACAGUAGGCUAGAUUGUGAAUCAAAGAAAAUACAUUACAUGUCUGACUGAAACAUAUUUUACAACUCACGUGUCUUAAUUUUGAAACGGUUCUUUUUGUUACAUUAGACAACAAGCUGAGUUUGGUCGACAGUGUUAUUGGUUUCAAUGAAGGGAUGUUUCUUUUUAUGUUUUAUGUUUAUAAUGAGUAUCGCCAUUUAUUCACAAGGUCUGAGGUAAAUACAGAAUGGUUUUCCAAACACUUUGGAUAUGAGCAAUAAAUACUAGCCAAGUUAUUGAUGUCAUCCCUUAAUUCACACAUGAAUGCAGUCUCCAAAAUGUACACCUGCUGAGUACCAGUCAACACUUGUUUUCCCAUCACAGUUUGUUGUCAGUGAUGUAGGCCUGCAGUUUACGCAGUCCUGGAUCAAACAGUAAUCCUGAGUUCUCCCGGGGGGUUUUGCCUGAAAGUCACGAUGGAAAUUGCCUGUUGUUUUACAUCUGCAUUGUUUCUGCAUUUAUUCACUAUUCUAUCAGUUACUACAAUAUGUACGUUGUCUGACCACAGCUAUAUACCCGCUCAGUGUUGUUACAGACACAUUGAUCCAACAUGUUUUGUCUUUCUUUUUUGUCUCAAGGCUGUCCACUGUCACAAAGCUGUAGUACUUUGGUUAAGUCUAUCUGCAACACAGUACAGCAAUACAGUGAGGCUGAAACAGGUUAUCACUUCCCCUCCUUUUUGUUUGACAGUGUUUUCAGAAUAAAGUCUAUUGUCUGUGUAGAUUUCACUCAUUAUCUCUCCCAGUGUCCCUGCACUGAACACAGGCUGACAACAUUAGAAGAAGAGGAUCUCUGGCUUUAUUAUUCCCAGAGAAUUUCAGGCUAGAAAAGCUAAACAGAGAUUAUUUUGCUCUAACUCCUCAGAUUGCAGGAGCAAUGGAGGAAAGAGAGCAAAAUCAGUAGAAAACUACUGAGGAUUCAACCCAGAUUAAAUAAACAUCUAAUUUUCUACCCUGGCCAUACAGUGGUACACAAGGUGGUAAAUGGGUUGUGUAUAAAAAUAAAUAAUGACAUGUGAUAUAUUGCCAAUAGUGAAAACCAAUCUGUAAAUAUGUAUAAAAACACAUCUUAUUCUUACUGUUGGGUUGAAAUGAAAUAGAAAAAUAACACUGAAACUUGUAGUGAAUAAAUGUUGUUAAUACAUUUGAGUUGG